UAGCAGUGAGUGUUGUAGCUGCGAAGCUUCCAUCAUGAUUUCUUUCUUCAUCUAUUUGGCUUGUGUUAGUUAUGCUGUAUCAAGCCCCACGAUAAAAUCCUUAGACGAUCUCAAAAUCGUUGGAGGUGAAAGCAUUGAAAUAACUGAUGCACCAUACCAGGUGUCUCUCGUGAGGGGAGGGAGACACUCCUGUGGAGGAACCAUUGUCGCUAAGGAUAUCAUUGUCACUGCUGCUCAUUGUGUUCUGGGAGCACUUGCAAACGAAUUCCAAAUCCGUGCUGGUUCAUCAUAUAGCGAGAAAGGUGGACAACUGUACCCAGUCGGAGAAAUACUUUGGCAUCCAAGCUUUGAUUACGGCAACAUGGACAGUGACAUUGCCAUUCUUUGGCUGCCCAAACCAUUGGUGUUCAGUGACAAAAUAAGACCAGUACAAUUAAUGGGAAGAGGUGAAGAAAUAAAUGAUGGUGAUGAUACGAUUGUGACUGGAUGGGGUAACCUUUAUGAAAUUGGUGGUACGCCAAGCACUCUACAGAGAGUGAUAGUCCAGAAAAUCAACAACGAGAUAUGUAACGAUGCUUACAAGCCAUUGUAUGCUAUUACUAAUUAUAUGCUCUGCGCUGGGGCACCUGGAGGUGGAAAGGAUGCAUGUCAGGGUGACAGCGGUGGCCCCCUGGUUCAUAACAACAAGUUAGCUGGCGUCGUGUCCUGGGGUCUAGGAUGUGCUCGACCUGAAUAUCCAGGCGUCUACUCUAAAGUCUCAGCUUUGAGGAGCUGGCUCGAUGAUAAUAUUUAUCAGCUUAGGUGGAAACAUAUCUGGAGAAGCGUUUAGAAGAUUAGAAGACCAGUAGACGAAUAGACGAACAGACUAUAUGUUGAGUUUGGUCUUUUCUUGCGCAUCAGAAUGGUUGUGAUUACGGAUUUGUUAAGUCUUUUGUUUUGUUAUGUUAUACAUAAUAAUUAAAUUAAGGCAAUUGCAAGUUA
Molecule: messenger RNA, 981 nt
Organism: Spodoptera litura
Lineage: Eukaryota; Metazoa; Arthropoda; Insecta; Lepidoptera; Noctuidae
Product: vitellin-degrading protease
Biological process (GO): proteolysis
Molecular function (GO): serine-type endopeptidase activity
Source: RefSeq, a predicted model, not a curated record